Orussus abietinus is the source of this 6782-nucleotide messenger RNA. RefSeq lists its product as uncharacterized. Bases 1359 to 5165 code for a protein of 1268 amino acids. The transcript has 5 exons. Lineage: Eukaryota; Metazoa; Arthropoda; Insecta; Hymenoptera; Orussidae. The record is from RefSeq and is a predicted model, not a curated record.
ACCUCUUUUUCGCUUUAGUAUUAGGAGGCAGCUUGUGAAAAAGAAGUCGGAUUUAGGUACGAAUCUUUGGUGAAAGUAUGCGAUGCGGUUCCAGGACGUUCAUGCUUUCAGGGCGCAACAUUCGAUGCUGGGUUGAACUGUGAGAAUAUAACCUAAUAGAGACUAUCCAAUGCCUGUCGGCGUGUUUCUGUACUCUGGAAUUCUAAGUCUUACUUUCUCACUCUGUAUACUAUGUGACAUUUUACAGUACUCUGCGAUACACAACACUCGGACACUUUACGGUGUACUUUACGAUGUAUUACGUUAUAAUGCAUACAUUCAUGUGAUGUAUUCUCGAUAAACUACUGUUUACGAGUAACCAAAAUUGUUACGCACACAUUAUAAAUAUUUACACGGCCAGGAACCAGUGGCAUUUAUCAGGGGUAAUCUUACCUCGAUUGUUUUGAUUCCAUCUAUAUACUUUAGAUAUCCUACCUUAUUGUAGGUUAUUCUAAAUUCGUCGAUACUGUUAUAGAUUUCACAAGACUAAUCGUGCAACCGAGUAUGUGCAAGAUAUAAUUCUCUGCUUUCUUGGUUAGCCUCGAGUAAUCCCGAGUAAAAUUUCACUAGUGUUUCAAAGUUUCAAGUCACAACACAUUCUGGAAGAUCGUCGAGUUUCUAAGUUUUUGUGAUUUUGGUGUGUGUCCUUUUAUUUGGUUUGAAUUUCAUUUAUCGUGGUAAGUAAUUAACUGUGGAUGCCGUUACUUUAGUAGCUACGAAGGCUAAAUGCUCUGUAGCUCUUUUUUACAAGUUUGGGCGUAGAUUGCUGUCAAGCUUUGCGACAAUCUCAGAUUCUCGUGCCUGCAAGGGAUAUUGUAUGUUAACCUAAAUUAAACCAGUUGUAUAUUGAAAAUAAUAUUUGAUCCUUGUCAUGCUUCUGAGAGCACGGUUGGAACGAUGCUCUGCAAGCUCAUUAAAAUGUUUAUCGAAAUGAUUGCUCCUUUGGAAGUAAGUAAAUAAGUGAUAUUAUUUUUCCCGCACAUGAAUAAUUCGAAGCACAAAAUUUCACUUAUGUUUAGUUAGAAGCAAGUCCAGUUUGCACGUCUAAUCGAUUUUACUUCCAAGAAGUCUGUACUCGACUACUAUUGUUACGUAUGAAUACAUGUAAUUACAUAAUUCUAUUACGUUCUUUAGAGAUUAUAUUGUUCUGAACAGAAAGAAAAUCUGGUAAGUAGAUGGCAAAUUGUGGUUUAAUUGUACUGUGAGCUCAUGCUCACUGAAGGUAGAUACAAAAGGGGGAUACAGCUAUACGAAAGUAAGGGAGUUACAACCUGAGUUAUUGUCUCGUCUGAUAAUAUCUCGCUGCUUUCAGGCAGGGUAUGGGAGAACGUUCUCUGAAGAAUAGAGGGACGAAAACCAUGCAGAACUUUGACGAUCUCGACAUCGAGGGACGCAAUCCCUCUCGUAUAUCCGAAGAGGAACGGGAAAAGGAAGAGCAUGACCGGAAGCGCUUGAUGCGAAGCAGUGUCACUGCGGAGGAUGGAACUCUGAGACCAGUGUACUCCGAGACAGAUGACGGAGACAUAUGGUGCCACAUAUGCAAUGUAGCCCUCUUCGGAGCCCACAAGCUUAUCAGUCACAAUUCCUGCAACCGUCACAAGAUAAAAUUAGACGAGUGGCCCUACCCAGUGCUUCUGUGGUCAAAGAGAACCGACAAUGUGAAAAAGUCCACUCCGAAUACUCAGGGUGGAAGCUUGACCGAGCCCCUGGCUCCAGGGGAGCCUGUGCCCCCAGGUAUGGAAGACACCCUGACGAGGACUACAGCGAUCCAGGUGAGCCUGGAUCGCCAUCGAAGCUCGCCUUUGGUCGGCCUCGAGUACCUUCUGGAGCUCGUGGACAACGACUCCUGCGAGCCCAGUUACACUUGCGUGUUGUGCGACAAGAGGGGCGACCCGCGUACCGUGAUGGCCCACAUAACGAGCUACAACCACCGCAUAACGUACCUUAACAGGCACUUUCCCACGAUAUCGCGCGCUAUCACCGAGCUACCGCGCACCGCCAACUACAAGCGCGGGGCCAAUGAAAUUUCCGUUUUGGUGGCCAAGAAGAUCGAAGAACACUUCGGCAGGCUGCAGCCUCAGCUCGUCGACAAGAAUCAGUUUGAGAAGAGCAAGAUGCAGUACAUCAAGCGGGUCUAUCAGGACUUCCACUUUAGGGAAACGCCAGAGUUAACGUUUAUGGAAGUUUACGAUGUGCGAUGGGUGACGAACUUUGAAGAGAAGAUGGCGGAGUUGAGUGUUGGUGGGAGUGGUGGUGUUGGGAUCGCGAAGAAAGAUCUACCCUCUACGGAACCCGAGAAGAUCGAAGAGAAACCGAAGAAGGAGGAGAAGAAGGUUGAGAAGACCCCGUUGAAGAAGGUCGACCCCAAGACAGAUAACACUAAGCAGUUCAAAAUCCGCAUAUUGACCAAGGACAAGCUGAACAUCCGCGGUCCGAGUAAGCCGGAGGAGAAGCCGAAGAAGAAGUCCCCAGUCCGACCCUCGGACGACACCAAGUCGUUGUCUUCCCUGUCGAGUAUUUCCAGCAGUCCGUCACCCUCGCGCUCUAGAUCCCGUUCUCCAGGACGGACGAAAAAGAAUAGUUUGGCCGAUAAAGGUAGUACUAGCGGUAAAUAUAAGUACAGGCCUCGGUACUCCAGGGAACUGGAGCGCGACCGGGACCGGGAGCGUGAUCGCGAGCGUUCGCGUUCCCUAGAGCCCCUGAAGGAGCGGGACAAGUGGGAGAAGUAUCGGGAACAGAUUCGCCGAGCUGAGGAGACCCUGGACAGGGCCCUGAAGUUCCACGAGAAGAACCCGGAGAAACAUCCGGCGUACCCUGAUGAGUGGAAGAAGUUCUGGAACCGGAGGUACAAGGAACUCCAAGCGGAAGGUAAGGACCCCAGCAAGCACGAUUACAAGCCCGAGUGGAUAGAAUUCUGGAACAAGCGGAUGCGCGAGAUUCACAACGAGCAGCUGAAACAAAGAAAAGAGGAGAUCAGGAAGCGGUUGGAGCUGCCCGAAGACAAGCCACCGGAGAAAUGGGUGCCUCCUCCUAAGAGGGAAAGGUCCCCGAAGAGGAGGCACGCGGUGGACAGCGACGACGACGUGGAGUACGUCGGGACGAAGAUGAAGGUCGAGUAUCACGAAAGCAGAGAUCGCCACGAAGCGAGGGAGCGGGAGUACCUGUACGCAUAUUCUCGGGGAAGAGGUGGCACUUAUAGAGGGUAUUACCCCAGGCCACCUGCGAGACCCCGGUACGCCUUACCGUAUCCUACGAAAGAGGACUCUCCGGGUCCUUCGCUCCCGGAGGAGCCUUUUAACGAGGAUUUGGAAAUCGUGGGUCUCCUGCGACUUCUGACAGCACUGGAGGGCCAGCUAGGGUCUCUGGGUCCUAAAAUAGUGUCCCUACUUUCUCGCGCUCUGGCGGCCGAGAAGGUGAAGCCCAAUUCUGCCGAAGAUCUGUUGUUCGACGAGGAGGUCAACGUUCUGUUCGAGACCGUGAAGGAGAAGCUGAAAGGUCAGCUCUUCGCCGGGAUGAUCGAGAAGAUGGCUAUUGUGCCGACGAAGACCGCCAUUCAGAAUAUCGCCCAGCUACUGCACAAGGCGUCCGAGACCAAGAAGAAGCUGGAGGAGGAGAAGAGGAAGCUCAAGGAGAUGCUGGAGAAGCCGAAGCCCGUGAGCUAUCUGAGCAGGACUCUGUAUUCCAGACCUGUAGAGGUACCUCCGGUGAAAUCGGAACCCGUUAGCGUUCCUGGCGUGGGUGCCGUCGAUAAGGUCGCCAUUGCUCAGCAGAUCGCCGCCGCGUUGAUCGCUCAGGGUAGACCCAACGUCUCCCAGGACGAGCUGGAGACGUUGAUCAACGCCGUGGUCGGCAUGGCCGAAGCGUCCAAGAACUCGGACAAACCCAUCACCACUGCCGAUUUUGUCAAGGGCUUAUCCCAAGGGAACAUCUCGGCGACCCCGACCCCGUCCGCUCCUCCUCCAGCUCCUAAACCUCUCGACAGUGCCGAAGCCCACGCGGCCAGAAUGGAGACCCUCUCCGAUGUCGAUCUGAAGCUUCUCCUGCAGAACUUCAAGGAAUUGAGCACCGACGAGCAGCACGGUCUGAUCAAUUUCUUGAAGAAGCUGGAGGCAACGGAUCCUGGCCGCGUGGAGAAGCUGAGGGCUUUCGUAAACCUAGGGACCGGUCCAACCAUCUCCAAAAAGGAGAAGUCGCCGUCUCCCGACAAAGGGGACAUCAUCAGGACCGGCAGGAGCAACUCGCCGUUCUCCACCAGGAAGAGCAACCAGAACCCACCGGACGACGAGCUCAAGUGGAAACCCAAACUCGACAUGUUCGCGGAGGACGACGACGAGGAGAAAAAGAAGAAGGAGGAGGAGAAGCCGAAGGCUAAGCUGGACCUCUCCGAUGAUGACGAUGACUACACGUUCGAGGACAUCUACAAGGCGGCCGAUAAGAACGUUAACGAGAGCGAGAAGGCGAAGAAAAAGUACAAAGGAAGCGCCUCUCCGCAGAGAUCCAGGUCUGUCAGGUCUCCAAAAUCCUGGUCCAGGUCUAGGUCCAGGUCCAGGUCCAUGUCGAGGUCGAGAUCGCGGUCCAGGUCUCCUCUGGCUAAGUCUAAGGACCUCGCCAAGAGCACCGACCCCAACGCUAUCCUGAACGAGACCAAGCGACUCAUAGCGAACAUCAUGGGCGAUCUGCCCAACAAGUACGUCCCCAAGUCGCACAUCAAUGUCGCGCAUCAGGAGGACUCGGAGCCCACGGGACCUCCUGGUUCCACGCCCAUCUCAGUCCCAGUUAAUUAUAGCCAGGGUUAUGUUGGGAAUCCCUCCGGUUCCCAACAACUGCAAGGUCCUGGACAAAUGCCCUUCCCGGGGAUGUCCGGCCAGUUCCAGAACUAUCCAGGGCCCAACCAACAAGUCUAUAAUGGUAACCCUAACUAUAUCAACAACGGGUACAACUAUGCUCAAGCUUACGGGAACAUGGGGGGCCAACCACAGUACAACCAACCUUCCAUGGCCCCGAAUCAGUACCCUAACCAACAGAUGUAUGGAACUCCACAAUAUGGCGGAGCGCCUCAAGUCACCCCUGGAUAUCCCCAGCAACAACAGCAAUAUGCAAACUACUCCCAGCAACGGUUUUACUGAUCCUCAACGACUACUGACUAGCUCGACGUAGAGCUGGCAGUGAAUCUCGCCGAGAUACCAGAAAUCUGAUGAAUCGUUGCUCUUCGUGUCUGACCUCGACGGCAGCCUUCGGUCUCCGUGAGAAAAUGGCCUCCGGAGAUUAAGCAGAUUUUUUCUGUAGCGUUUUCUACUACUCGACCGAUGUUAUCGGUGUGGACUGUUUUAGUGGCCGUCGGGGUUUAAUGAUCGCCGUUAGGACGCACUUUGCGAUGGAUUUUUAUUGAUAAAACCUGCUGUGAACAAAUCCGUCGUCUUGUCCUGUACUAUGAUCUAGAUACGAACAAUGCCAUUGGUUCCGCGGGUCGAGAUGAACCGCUCGGAUUCGAUUAGAGUUCACACGAAUGAUCGACGCCAAUUAUCGUGAUGUAUCGCAUUAUAUAUAUUUUUUUUUUCCUUUUUUUUUUCUUCCAUUCGACGAGCCCGUUACGAUAGGUCGACAAGGCCGGGACGUGUUAAUUUAGGAAUGGUUAUUAUCGGUUUGUUCCGUCGCAUCUUUUCGGAGGAAUGCGAAAACCCGCUUCGAGGGUGGUUUUAAUAUGUUCGCGUUAUCUGGACAUUAUUAAACGGACACAGGGAGAAUACAGGCCCGUUUUAUGUGUCCUUGGCGCGAGACUCUAACGAUCUUUACCCCGUUUCGUCGCGAUGCAUUCCGCAGAGAAUUCAUCCAAGGAAACGGUCGGUACGUUUGAAGCGACACCUGGAAGCUCGCCGAGUUUCGCGUCAGCAUAAUUUCUAAGUCUUUUUAAACCCCGGAUUCUCGAAGCGGCUACUUUUAACGUAUUGUACAGACAUUCGACGCGGACCCGCCGAGGCGCGGCUCGUCCGCCAUUUUGUGAACACGUGCGAGUGAUGUAACGGACAAGUCCCUCGUGCAUCGGUGUGCAACAAUCCUCCCACCUUAAACGGAAACGGACAAGAAUAUUUACCGAAGCUUUACGAAGCUGCCGAGGAUGCUCGGAGCUGACUUCCCGCCACGUGAGUUUAGAAAUACCGAAGCUUCUCGCGGCAUCCGCUCGCGAAUCGGAAAUACAAGAUGGCGUCGGUAGGCUCACGUGACCGAGUCACCUCGGGACCCGCCUAAACGACAUAAGAGAAAGUAAGAGGAAAAGGUCCUGCGGAGUCUUCUGAAGACGGCCGAGGAUGUCCCCAGGGUGGGCGCGAGGGAGUAUUGCGCGACUCCUUACGCUCGCUAUCACUUAAUCGUUAAGUAGACCGGUACUCCUACCGAGUAUUUGAAAUUGCACGUUGACUAGAGUGUUUCCAAGAGAGUUCAGUCUGGUUGUCGCGCGUCCCGACAUGUUUAUAUCUCGCGAACGAGUAGAGGACGCGUCGAGAACCUUCGGGUCGAGGUCACGCGAGCGUAGUUUCAACGUUCCUUGCGAUGGACGUUGCGUCAUAACAAAGAUGGCGCGUGCCGCCCGUGUACAUGGUAAUAGGUUAUGAUAUACUUUUACAACGGACGCAACGACAGAGGUUGAAACAACGCUCCGGUGGCCCCGGCCUCGCGCGGCACGUAUCCGCGCAUAGAGCAUGCACACAAGUAUAUAAAUAAGAGAAAUAAACGCCAUGGUAAGAGAA